Trypanosoma rangeli is the source of this 789-nucleotide messenger RNA. Its product is annotated as 14-3-3 protein. Bases 1 to 789 code for a protein of 262 amino acids. The record is from RefSeq and is a predicted model, not a curated record. The transcript has a single exon. Gene Ontology annotation, biological process: signal transduction. Gene Ontology annotation, cellular component: cytoplasm. Lineage: Eukaryota; Euglenozoa; Kinetoplastea; Trypanosomatida; Trypanosomatidae.
AUGGCAGAGGCGAUUAAGUGGCAUAACGCGGCCAUUCAGGAUGAGCUCGUGCCCAAGAAGAGCUUGUCGGAGUUUAAGCUCCCGGAGGGGGCAAAGGAGCUUGUCUUCAUGGCGAAGCUUACGGAGGAGGCGGAGCGCUACGACGAAAUGGUGCUCUGCAUGCGCAAACUGGUCAAGCUGAACAGCGAGCUGGACACGGAGGAGCGCAACCUCCUCUCCAUGGCGUACAAAAACGUCAUUGGCUCGCGCCGCAACGCCUGGCGCAUUAUCACUUCCAUCGAGAGCCGCGAAGGGGCGCGAGAGAAGAGCGAGAACCUGCAUCUCAUCACGGCACUCCGGCGCGAGUUUGAGGCGGAGCUCGCGGCGAUCUGCGACGACCUGCUUGCGCUGCUCGACACCUACCUUAUCCCCACCCCACAGGGCGGCGAGGUGAAGGUCUUCUACCUCAAGAUGAAGGGCGACUACCACCGCUACUACGCCGAGAUUGCGCCGGAGGCGGGGCAGCGGCAGGCCGCCCUCGACGCCUAUGCGAAGGCGACGGAGGUGGCAAACUCGUCCCUUGCCCCGACUCACCCGAUUCGCCUCGGCCUCGCGCUCAACUUCUCCGUCUUUUACUACGAGAUCAUGAAGGAGCACGAGAAGGGUUUCCAGCUGGCGCGGCAGGCCUACGACGAGGCCGUUACGGAGCUCGAGACUCUCGACGACGAGGCGUACCGUGAGUCGAACCUCAUUGUGCGACUGCUGCGCGACAACCUCAAUCUCUGGACGGAUGAGCAGCCGGCGAGCUGA